CAAUAACUGCAUUAGGUCCAACUCGGGAUCGGGAAUAUUAUUGGGCUCUUCUUGUUGUAUAAAUGGAGCCCAUCCCGACAUUUUUGCAACCAGUCACAAUUUAAUCGUCAUAAACAGACAUCCGGUAGAGAAGAAAUUUUGUGUUCAAAAAUGUUCAAGGAAAUUGCCCUAAUCAGCUGCCUGGUGGCAGUAGCUCUGGCCAUGCCAGCUGUCGAAGUAGCCCCAAUUGCCAUUCAGGAUGAACCUAACAGCCCCGCGAUCGUUCUGGUGCAGCAAGCCGAGGGAGAUGACCUGGAGGGUGCCGAAACUGCCCAUCAUGGAGGCGGUGGAUUCCGAGGAGGAUAUGGAGGUGGCGGCUACGGAGGUGGAUAUGGAGGCGGUUUCGGUGGCGGAUUCGGAGGCGGUUAUGCCGCUGGAGGCUUCGGGGGUGGCUACGGAGGAUACGGAGGUGGUUUUGGAGGUGGAUAUGGAGGAUAUGGAGGUGGUUACGGAGGUCACGGAGGACACGGACAUCGCGGUCAUCACGGUUAAACGAUACGGGAAAUGAUUUGUUACACACGCUUCGAUCUUUUUCAAUGAAA
Uranotaenia lowii is the source of this 581-nucleotide messenger RNA. Its product is annotated as keratin-associated protein 19-2-like. The coding region runs from base 151 to 531 and encodes 126 amino acids. NCBI's taxonomy places the organism in Eukaryota, Metazoa, Arthropoda, Insecta, Diptera, Culicidae. The record is from RefSeq and is a predicted model, not a curated record. The transcript has 3 exons.